UACAUAUGCACAUACCAUACAACAAUUUGGGCUCGUAAUUAGAACUUCCGGAAUAAUGUAGGCAUGUGAGCAGUUACGCAGUUGCUCCGUAGGUCUUCUUCCAAUUUGACAUGUUACGUAGGCGCUAUCGUACGUUAUGUACAUCCCAUUUUAUACUUUUUAUACGCUGGGGAUAAUCUGUUUCUGGAGUUAUGGACAGGCAGCGCAAAUCAGUAUUUUUGCUGAGAGGGAUAAACUGGCUGCAGUUCGAAGAUACUUGCCGGAGAAUAUGACGACGCCGAAGAAUGCGUCGACGAGUACAUUAAUUGUGGAUGUAAAUCCUUUCUCACCUAAUGAUCUCUUUUACAAUGCCAAUGCUGUUUGUAGGGCUGUGAAAAGCGGGAGAUUAGCCCUGAUUGGUCUAGCCGACACGGAGAGCUCCACCCAGCUGCGAUGGUUCAGUCGGGCGCUGCACGUGCCGGUGAUGAUGCGCUCUUCGUACGACCAGCUGAAUUAUUCCUACGCGAUGGCCCAAACACCCGACGGAGCCUACCACUUCAACGUCCAACCUUCGACCAUCCGCGCGGUGAUGGAUAUUAUAACGCAGGGCCACAACUGGACCGAAGUCUUUUUUAUCACCGAUUCCAACUCCAAAAGUGAUCAAGCCUGGGAAGUCUACCAGGAACACGCGAAACAACGCAAACUGGUGGCCAAUUUUUCCCCUACGUUUUUCGAAAUGAAGUCCAUACCGGAAGCCGUGAAGUACAUGACAUCGACGAUUUUGCGGACGCUGAAGAAGGAGGCCAGUAAAGACUGGCAUAUUAUCUUCGAUAUGCCGGCGGCAUCCGCCAUGAAUUUACUAAAGUCCCUGCUCAAUAAUGCCGCCGUCCGAGAGCGACAUUUUCAUUUUGUUUUCGCAGCACUGGAUUUCGAAGCCAUCGAUUUGCUCGUUCUACGCACAACGUACAGCAGUGUCACGGCACUGUCGAUGGUCCCGAAGUUGUUUGACAACAAGAUGUCGGAUAACCAUAUUAAAACGACGGCGGAUGCACUGGCGUCCGACGCCAUUAACUUUGUUACAGCGGCGCUGUCCGAAAAGUCCACUGUGAUGCCAACCAAAUCCGUGGAUUGCCGGGCUAGACCGUACGACGCUUGGGCGGACGGGAAGCUAGUUCGUCAAUGGCUGCAAAGCACUAAAUACUCUGGACUGACGGGAAAUGUCGAGUUUGACCGGUCUGGAAAUCGAAGAAACUACGAGUUCACCAUUAUGGAGAUGAGAAAUGGACAAGGAAAUCUAACACAGAGAGGGACGUGGAACGAUACGCAUGGUUUGCAGUUCUUCAACCGUUCAGAUACUAGUGACAGCCGGUCACUACGGGUCGUUGGCAUGCUUACGGACAGAUUUCUAAUGAUCGUCCCCUGCAAUUCGACGCGGUAUCGGAACCAAGAACGGCUAAGUUCGGUAUCAAACCGCUCCGAUGAAUGUUACGUCGGCUACACUGUGGAUUUCCUGCAGUAUCUGAAAACCCUAACCAACCGUUCGAUGGUGCUGCACCACAGUACAGACAAAUAUUUCUAUGGGAAUAAAAUUGACGGCACUUGGACUGGGGCUGUGGGCGAAGUGCUGCGAAAGGAAGCUGAUUUCGCGCUGGGCGACCUAAGCAUCCUCUCCGAGCGUGCUGAAGUUGUAGACUUCACGAUUCCCUUUAUCAGCGAUGACUACGUCAUCCUUAUGAAACAGGAAGGCGAGAAAAAGAAGGGAAUGUUCGGUUUUUUGGAGGCCUUUUCUUUAACGUUGUGGCUAUCGAUUCUGUUGGCGCUGAUGGGGACAUUCGUGGUCAUUGUGUUUGUGGGCCGUAUCACCUCGUCGGAGUGGUAUCAUAUCAAUGCCUGCGAUCCUGACCAGUCGCAAGUGCUAAGGAAUGAUUUUACUGUGGAAGAAGCAUUGUGGCUGGCUCUAUCCACGCUGUUACAACAAGGACCCAAUAUCAAGCCCGGUUCCAUAGCCACGAAAAUUGCCGUUGGAUCAUGGUUUAUUUGGGCGCUUAUCGUCAGCCAAAGCUACACUGCUGCAUUAGCUGCAUACUUCACCAUUGACCGCAUGCAGACGCCCAUCCAGGCCAUCGAAGAACUGGCGAACCAGAUCGACAUUGACUACGGCGUGCUGGAAGCCGAUCAGGCGUCCGAAUACUUCUUCAAACACGCCAAACAGGAUGUCUUCCAGCGGAUGAGCCUCAAUAUGAAGGAGCACAACAGUAAGGUGAAGUCCGUUGCGGAGGGUUUGCAGCGGGUGCGCCAGGGUGGUUACGCUUUCAUCGGCCCGCGGACCGUACUGGAGUAUGCCAAUAACGGUUAUCCCUGCGAUACACGCAUCAUCGGACUGCCGUUGUUUAAUUCCUUGUACGGUAUUGCCGUGCGUUCGGGAGCACCGCUAAGAAAAACCUUAACCGAAGCAAUUCUCACUCUGAAUGACAACGGCAUACUGAAGGAACUGGAAGCAAUGUGGUUUAAUCAAAAACAGUGUCGCAUUGAACAAAAAGAACAAGCGGAUCCCAAUGAAUUAAGCAAAAUUAGUCCCAACCAAAUGUUCGGCCUGUUCAUCAUACUUUCCGCAGGACUAACUAUUGCCAUGAUUGUGGCCAUUGCUGAAUUCUUGUACCGGGGUCGAGAAAAAUUUCGAAAACACAGAAUUUCGAUGGAUCGUGUCCUACUCACGCGAAAGCGACCCAGGAUAUUUGGAACUUAUAAAGGUCCACGGAGAGCCGCAACCAAAGUGCGAAAUGGUUCCGCCAACAAUCGUCCCCACAGGGAAGAAGAAUAAACAACGAGAGGCAGCACUAGCGGUAGCAUCGUACCGGCAUCGAACCGGCAAAAUCUGUGAUUCAUUGCGCAUAGUCCAAAUUUUACAAAAUUAAUUACUGGAGUUGUAUUGUAUCUAAACGCUAUUAUUCCUGUAAUUGUGCACUUUCAUCAUAUGGUUUUGGGUUGGAAAUUAAAGACUCUCAGUGAAAAGAA
Messenger RNA from Paramacrobiotus metropolitanus, 2994 nucleotides. Its product is annotated as glutamate receptor-like. Gene Ontology annotation, cellular component: plasma membrane; postsynaptic membrane. Gene Ontology annotation, biological process: monoatomic ion transport; modulation of chemical synaptic transmission; synaptic transmission, glutamatergic. The record is from RefSeq and is a predicted model, not a curated record. Gene Ontology annotation, molecular function: transmitter-gated monoatomic ion channel activity involved in regulation of postsynaptic membrane potential; glutamate-gated receptor activity. The coding region runs from base 137 to 2800 and encodes 887 amino acids. NCBI's taxonomy places the organism in Eukaryota, Metazoa, Tardigrada, Eutardigrada, Parachela, Macrobiotidae. The transcript is spliced from 15 exons.